CUGUAAUGUGACCGAAUACUUUUGAAAGCCACUCAAUGUAAUAGAAAUUUCCAUACAUAAAAUGAACACCGUCUUUUCUUUCAUGAUUAUAAAAUAGAUUUCUUGUAACUACUUUUUCCUUGUCUUGUGUCAUAUCAUAACUGUGUGACAUGUUUACUAAAUAUCUUUGUGCUAAAAACAAAUUAAAAGAAAAGUAGGGCAAACAAAACAAAGUCAUGUAUAUAGAGACAAUCAUAGAGUAGCGAUGACAGAUGGACUGCAUGUAUUGUCUAAGUUGGGUGUGUGCACGUGUGACGUCAAAUGUACAUAUGCGGGAAGAACAAAAGGGGCUUUUGGUUUUCAGACAAAAAUAUUUAAUCAUAUGAGGUUAAAGUUCUUCUGUUCUUUGUGUAAAUGCUUCGGAUAUAAAAUUCCUUUGGUAGUUCACAUGGUGCAACAGCAGCCAUCACACAAAUCCCAAUGAAAGGGAAUAGAUUGAAUUUAUGCUUCCCGUAUUGUGCUUAAGCAAACUUUUAUGACUUUUGGUGGGCUUCAGGUAUGCUAUGUGUACAAUUUAAAUUUAAAUGCCACUUUUUCACCAUUCAUUACACAGACAGUCUGAGUUUUCAUUAUCGCUUUAUCAGAUAUUUACCAAAGAAGAUAACUGAGAUACGUCUGGAAUCUCAAUGUUUUUAUUUGUUUCAUGGUUGUCGAGUAAUCAAGACUAUCCCUUGAACAUCGGGUGUUCUGGAAAUAAGUAAAAAGCAGUUCAUUUGGGAAAACAAAGCAAUUUCUUAAGAAGUAAAAUCAUUUGCCUGAGCUGCUUUAAUAAAGUAGAGAAAAAAGUGGAUUUCUGCAUCACCAAUGGUGACGUAAAUAAGACAAAAAGCUGCUCAAAAGCAGUAAUGCUGAAUAUAAAGAAGAGAAAAAAUAGUUGUUCAAAGCAACCAUUUUCACAUGGGGGACAGAAACUUCAGUUUCGUGACUUAUUAAUUUUAAAUUUACAUACAAAACAUUGGCACGGCUUCCCAUGUCUCCAAGUAAAUGGACUUUGGUUAGAGACCUGAGAUACUGUUGUGGUGAACAUAAAAAACUUACAUGUGUUGAGUUUCCCUCUGUGUGUGUGCACAAUACUGUAGUUUUUAAUACUGAGAGCAGUGUGUCAGGAUUUACAAGAUGAAUCAUCAUCAAUUUCAAACUCAAACUCAAAUCUCUUAUUUUAAGGCUUUUACAUUAAAAUAUAAAACAACUUGAGGUGACUUGUUGUUUACAACUUAUUGUAAAUCGGGGCCCAUAUAAAUAAAACUUUAUUGAACUGAUUUGUUUAUCAAAGUUUUUGUAAUUACAAAAGGAAAACGUUUUCCUCUCGAUGGGCAUUCUGAAGUAAAAGGUCAUUACUGACAAAACUUGCUCUUGCAUAAGAUGGAGGGGACAUUUCAAGUUGGGCAUACUGUAAUAACCAGAAAACUCACACUGACACCUCUCACCAACCACUGCUGAAAGUGUUUACGAAAAUAAAAUAUAAAAUAAAAAUAAAAAACUUAACAAAUGUAACAGAGACCAAAGAUAAUGUUAGCCCUGCCUUCACAGUACAUUACUGUCAGACAGACAAUCAUGAAACUUUUCUCGUUCUACAACAUGUCCCAGCCUACUUUUGCCUAAUGACUUUCUUUUGUGCAGAGACUUUAUCACAUUCAUCAUGUCGCUCUCUGCACUGGUACCGCUGCUGCUGCUCGUCUGUAGUGUCCAGGCUAAUUUUUACAGUAUAGUGGUGAACUACUACCCAAGUGGCAAUGAUUCAACAGGAUCUUCCACUGGCAUUCUUUAUUACAAGUUGGGCUACAGCUUCUGCUUGAACAGUGUGCCCUACUACAUCGACGGUCAGCCACUUGUGCUACAAAAGGUCGAUGAGCCGAUAAAUGGAGAGUGGUGCCAAACUGAAGGAGUCAUCUCUAAGUAUUUUUCCAGCAACUCUAUGUUUUCAAUUCCGGCCUCUGGCAUAGACUGGAUCUUUGGCAUCAAAAAUGGCAUCGUAUCAUUUCAAAUUCAGGCUCUGGUGGAACUGAGGAUCCGCUCUGACAUCGGCAAAGCCAACACAUCACCACAGACCACUAUCAUACCAGCUAUCAGAGUUCCAUCAAACUGUCCAAGAAAUCUGAGCCUGUUGAUGUUUGAUCCUGAUGGAGACAUAGUGAAAUGCAGAAAUGGAGAUGCAUCACUCUCAGAGUGUAGGCCCUGCACACCACCAUCUGUUCUCAGCCUUUCACCAUCCUCUUGUACUCUGUCAUUCAGCCCCACGAACAGCAGUGAUGAAGGUCCGUAUGCGGUACAGCUGAUGAUAGAGGACUUUCCCAGACAGAACAUAACGUUGACUCAAACCAACGGGACACAAACAAUAAUAACAACCAACGACGCUAUCAGCAAAAUGCCAGUUCAGUUUGUCGUGAGAGUGGAUCCUGCAGCACCAUCGUGCACAGAGGGACUCUUUCUACCCAUGUUCCUGCCUCCAACCCCAGCCCACAGAACCCAGCUCUACACCAGCGUCAAUCAGACUCUGGCUAUCAGCAUCAAGGCACAGACACUUAACUCCACGAUCUCUGAGCUGCUGUUCAGCGCGCCGCACACAGUAACUGAAAGUCAAACAGGCCCAGGAGAGUUCACACUGACGUGGACGCCAUCUGACUCAGUAGCUGGACAAAGCCACCCCAUUUGUUUUGUUGUCCAAGCAGUUUUAGGAGCAGCCAAGUACCACUCUGAGCUUCGAUGUGUCAUUGCGACCGUUAGAAAAGCAUCGCCAACUACAUCACCCAAUACACCAGAGUAUGUUGCAGCUCUGAAAAUGAAGUUGUCUUCUACAGUGGACUUGUCUCAAAUCAAUAGGGAUGUCUUCUUAAAUCAGAUUAAACAGAAACUGGAGUCAUAUGGACUGCCUGAUGACGUCAGUCUGCGCCUCAUAAACAGUGUGCCACAGAUUGGCGUAACUGCAGCGUCCUCUAAUUCUACAAGAUGAACCUGAAGUCCUGCAUCUGCAUGCUCUAUCUUCACUCUUUCUGUACCAAUUGGAAACAUCUGUGUGGAAAGAUAAUACAAAAUCUUACUUAUCACGCAUAAUUUUGCAUUCAACCUGUCUGUCAUAAAAAUUGGUGAUAAAACAUUA
Oreochromis niloticus (Nile tilapia) is the source of this 3136-nucleotide messenger RNA. RefSeq lists its product as uncharacterized. The record is from RefSeq and is a predicted model, not a curated record. The transcript is spliced from 11 exons. Lineage: Eukaryota; Metazoa; Chordata; Actinopteri; Cichliformes; Cichlidae. The coding region runs from base 1679 to 2989 and encodes 436 amino acids.